Molecule: messenger RNA, 1786 nt
Organism: Platichthys flesus (European flounder)
Lineage: Eukaryota; Metazoa; Chordata; Actinopteri; Pleuronectiformes; Pleuronectidae
Product: elongation factor 1-alpha-like
Exons: 8
Coding region: 156-1541 (461 amino acids)
Biological process (GO): translational elongation; translation
Molecular function (GO): GTP binding; translation elongation factor activity; GTPase activity
Source: RefSeq, a predicted model, not a curated record
UCUGUUUUGAGGCGUGAGACCGACAUCGAGGAGGACGAGGAGCAGAGGAGGCGUAUCCCGCUCAUGACUUUAUAUAUAAGUUAGCAAGCGAAGGUUCAGACAGUCCAAAGAGAACGGGACACACAUCUGUUACCGCUGUUCAGCAGUAAACCACAAUGGGAAAAGAAAAGAUCCACAUCAACAUCGUGGUCAUCGGCCAUGUCGACUCUGGAAAGUCCACCUCCACCGGGCACCUGAUCUACAAGUGCGGAGGAAUCGACAAGAGGACCAUCGAGAAGUUCGAGAAGGAAGCUGCCGAGAUGGGCAAGGGCUCCUUCAAGUACGCCUGGGUGCUGGACAAGCUGAAGGCCGAGCGUGAGCGUGGUAUCACCAUCGACAUCGCUCUGUGGAAGUUUGAGACCACAAGGUACAGCGUGACCAUCAUUGAUGCCCCUGGACACAGGGACUUCAUCAAGAACAUGAUCACUGGAACCUCUCAGGCUGACUGUGCCGUGCUGAUCGUUGCUGCCGGUGUGGGUGAGUUCGAGGCUGGUAUCUCCAAGAACGGCCAGACCCGCGAGCACGCCCUGCUGGCCUACACCCUGGGUGUGAAGCAGCUCAUCGUUGGUGUCAAUAAGAUGGACUCCACCGAGCCCCCUUACUCCCAGUCCCGUUUUGAGGAGAUCAAAAAAGAAGUUAGCACCUACAUCAAGAAGAUCGGCUACAACCCCGCCGCUGUUGCCUUUGUCCCCAUCUCUGGAUGGCACGGAGACAACAUGAUCGAGACUAGUGAAAAGAUGACCUGGUACAAAGGAUGGAAGGUUGAGCGCAAGGAGGGUAAUGGCAGUGGAACCACACUGCUGGAAGCUCUGGACUCCAUCCUGCCUCCUUCCCGCCCCACAGACAAGGCUCUCCGUCUGCCCUUGCAGGAUGUCUACAAAAUCGGAGGUAUUGGAACUGUUCCUGUUGGCCGUGUUGAGACUGGGAUCCUGAAGCCCGGUAUGAUUGUCACCUUUGCUCCCUCCAACCUGACCACUGAGGUGAAGACUGUGGAGAUGCACCACGAGUCUAUGCCCGAGGCUCUCCCCGGUGAUAACGUUGGCUUCAACAUCAAGAAUGUGUCCGUCAAGGAGAUCCGUCGUGGAUACGUAACUGGAGACAACAAGAACGACCCCCCCAAGGCUGCUGCCAGCUUCAACGCCCAGGUCAUCGUCCUGAACCACCCCGGACAGAUCUCACCGGGCUACACCCCAGUGCUGGAUUGCCACACAGCUCACAUCGCCUGCAAAUUCAAGGAAAUUAAGGAGAAGAUCGACCGUCGGUCUGGUAAGACGAUUGAAGAGAACCCCAAGUUUAUCAAGUCUGGAGAAGCUGCCAUUGUCAUCAUGGAGCCUUCAAAACCUAUGGUUGUUGAGGCCUUCGCCGAUUAUGCCCCAUUGGGUCGCUUUGCUGUGCGAGACAUGAGGCAGACCGUGGCCGUCGGUGUCGUCAAGUCUGUCAACAAAAAGGAAGACACAGCUGGAAAGGUCACCAAGGCUGCACAGAAGGCACAGAAGAAAUGAAAUCUAAUACAGGACGUCCAACAGGAUGUCCCGUCUCAGCCAAAGCGGGCUGCCCUAUCCCUUCUCUUUCCUUGCCACCCAGGAACGUCUUCUCUUAGGCAGAGCUCUCUGCUCAAGGACUGGUUUAGUCUGAUUAAUACCCAUCGUAAAAGUUUCCAGAGGAAAGGAAGCAAUGUUCAUUUUAGGAGAAACUCUGAAAGUGAUUAAUUUGAUAAUAAAACAAUGAAAAAUUCCAAAACACCAAA